Amborella trichopoda is the source of this 1052-nucleotide messenger RNA. Its product is annotated as bidirectional sugar transporter SWEET14. Lineage: Eukaryota; Viridiplantae; Streptophyta; Magnoliopsida; Amborellales; Amborellaceae. Gene Ontology annotation, molecular function: sugar transmembrane transporter activity. Gene Ontology annotation, cellular component: membrane. Gene Ontology annotation, biological process: carbohydrate transport. The record is from RefSeq and is a predicted model, not a curated record.
AGGGCUUCCCACAAGCUCUUUGAAUCCCCCCCCUUCCAAAGAGCUUCGGCCUUUCCACCCAAUAAUGGCUGUCAUCACAGUUCACCAUCCCUUGACCUUUGCAUUUGGCCUCUUGGGCAACAUUAUAGGAAUCAUGGUUUACUUGGCACCAUUGCCGACAUUUUACAGGGUUUACAAAAAGAAAUCAACAGAAGGGUUCAAAUCCUUGCCUUAUGUUGUGGCACUCUUUAGUGCCAUGUUGUGGCUCUACUAUUCCCUUCUCAAGAUUGAUGCUUACCUUCUCAUCACCAUCAACAGUGUUGGAUGUGUCAUAGAGCUCAUGUACAUAGCCAUGUUCUUGGCUUAUGCACCCAAGAAAGCAAAGAUGUUGACAGCGACGCUCCUCUUGUUAUUGAAUGUGGUAGUUUUUGCUGUGAUUGUUCUGUUCACAUUCUUAUUCGCAAAGGACUCCAAACGCGUUGGUAUCCUCGGCUGGAUUUGUGCCUCUUUCUCAGUUAGUGUCUUUGCUGCUCCAUUAAGUGUCAUGAGAUCAGUGAUCCGGACAAAGAGUGUGGAAUUCAUGCCCUUUUAUUUAUCGUUAUUUCUCACUCUCAGUGCCGUUACAUGGUUCACUUAUGGCCUCUGCUUGAAGGACUAUUUUGUAGCCUUGCCAAACGUGCUAGGCUUCCUCUUCGGAAUUAUUCAAAUGUUUCUUCAUGCAAAAUAUGGUCAUGCCAAGAAUGUCAUAGUGAUUGAUGAGAACCUUCCUGAGAAACACAUUGACAUUGUGAAGCUUGGGGCUCCCACGAAUCCAGAGGUGCACCCAAUUGUUUCACCACCACCGUCAGAUGAGGGCACGUGUAAGCCAUCGGAAGCAAUCGCAUGCGAUGUAUAGAUUCCACGAUGGUGCAACUUCAUGAAUAUGCCAAGGAUAAUCUAAACCCUUCAUGUCAGAAAUUAGGAUAAUCUAAACCCUUGUAUUUCUAUGUUUAGUUUUGUUUUAUCAGUGAUGAAGCGUUUAAUCAACAAAGAAGAGUCUAUAGUAUUUAAUUAUGUUACAUUUACCCUUUGAA